GGCUCUAGGACCCAGGGGGAUGCGGCGCGGCCGGGUUCUCCGAGCCAGAUUGCAAAUUCUCCUCCGUGACUCAGUCGGCUCUGCGCAGCGCACAGUAGGCGGCGGCAGCGGCAGCGGCGGCCGGGGCUGAGCUCGGGCGAGCAGCAGAGCGCCAAGAUGGAGUACGAGUGGAAACCCGACGAGCAGGGGCUCCAGCAGAUCCUGCAGCUGCUCAAGGAGUCGCAGUCCCCGGACACCACCACGCAGAGAGCCGUGCAACAAAAACUGGAACAGCUCAAUCAGUAUCCAGACUUCAACAACUACCUGAUAUUUGUUCUUACAAAGCUAAAAUCUGAAGAUGAACCUACACGGUCGUUGAGUGGUCUCAUCUUGAAGAAUAAUGUGAAAGCCCACUUUCACAAUUUUCCUAAUGGAGUAACUGAUUUCAUUAAAAGCGAGUGCUUAAACAAUAUUGGAGACUCCUCCCCAUUAAUCAGAGCCACUGUAGGUAUCCUGAUUACAACCAUUGCCUCAAAAGGAGAAUUGCAGAAUUGGCCUGACCUCUUACCAAAGCUUUGUAGCCUGCUGGAUUCUGAAGACUACAAUACCUGUGAGGGUGCAUUUGGAGCUCUUCAGAAGAUUUGCGAAGAUUCUGCUGAAAUCUUAGAUAGCGAUGCAUUAGAUCGCCCUCUCAAUAUCAUGAUCCCUAAGUUUUUACAGUUCUUCAAGCAUAGCAGUCCAAAGAUAAGGUCCCAUGCAGUUGCAUGUGUCAAUCAGUUUAUCAUCAGUAGGACUCAGGCCCUUAUGUUGCACAUUGAUGGAUUUAUUGAGAAUCUGUUCGCGUUGGCGGGCGAUGAGGAGCCUGAAGUACGCAAAAAUGUGUGUCGGGCUCUAGUGAUGCUCCUGGAAGUUCGAAUGGACCGCUUACUUCCUCACAUGAUUAGUAUUGUUGAGUAUAUGCUACAAAGGACUCAGGACCAAGAUGAAAAUGUGGCUUUGGAGGCUUGUGAGUUUUGGCUGACUUUGGCUGAACAGCCAAUUUGUAAAGAUGUUCUGUGUCGGCAUCUUACCAAGUUGAUACCUGUGUUGGUAAAUGGCAUGAAAUACUCAGAGAUAGAUAUAAUUCUCCUGAAGGGAGAUGUUGAAGAAGAUGAAGCUAUCCCAGAUAGUGAGCAAGACAUAAGGCCCCGCUUUCACCGUUCACGGACGGUAGCACAGCAGCAUGAAGAAGAUGGCAUUGAAGAGGAGGAGGAGGAAGAGGAUGAGCUGGAUGACGAUGAUACUAUUUCUGACUGGAAUUUAAGGAAGUGUUCAGCUGCUGCUCUUGAUGUCCUUGCCAAUGUAUUCCGCGAUGAAUUGCUGCCACACAUUUUGCCCCUUCUAAAAGAACUGCUUUUUCAUCCAGAGUGGGUUGUGAAAGAAUCAGGCAUCCUAGUACUAGGAGCAAUUGCUGAAGGUUGUAUGCAGGGUAUGAUUCCAUAUCUUCCCGAGCUAAUCCCUCACCUUAUUCAGUGCCUCUCUGAUAAAAAGGCUCUUGUGCGCUCCAUUACUUGCUGGACUCUUAGCCGCUAUGCACACUGGGUAGUCAGUCAACCCCCAGACACGUACUUGAAGCCAUUAAUGACUGAGUUGCUAAAGCGCAUCCUGGAUAGCAACAAGAGAGUACAAGAAGCUGCCUGCAGUGCCUUUGCUACUCUAGAAGAGGAGGCUUGUACAGAACUUGUUCCUUAUCUUGCUUAUAUACUUGAUACUCUGGUCUUCGCAUUUAGUAAAUACCAGCAUAAGAAUCUGCUCAUUCUUUACGAUGCCAUAGGAACUUUAGCAGAUUCUGUAGGCCAUCAUCUAAACAAACCAGAAUAUAUUCAGAUGCUUAUGCCUCCAUUAAUCCAGAAAUGGAACAUGUUGAAGGAUGAAGAUAAAGAUCUUUUCCCUUUAUUAGAGUGCCUAUCUUCGGUUGCCACUGCCUUGCAAUCUGGCUUCCUUCCAUACUGUGAACCUGUGUACCAGCGCUGUGUAAAUCUGGUACAGAAGACUCUUGCACAAGCCAUGUUGCACAAUGCUCAGCCAGACCAGUAUGAAGCUCCUGAUAAAGACUUCAUGAUUGUGGCUCUUGAUUUACUUAGUGGUUUAGCUGAAGGACUCGGAGGCAACAUUGAACAGCUAGUGGCUCGGAGCAAUAUCCUGACACUCAUGUACCAGUGCAUGCAGGAUAAAAUGCCCGAGGUACGACAGAGUUCUUUUGCCUUGCUGGGCGAUCUGACAAAGGCAUGUUUUCAACAUGUGAAGCCAUGCAUUGCUGACUUCAUGCCUAUUUUAGGAACCAACCUUAACCCAGAGUUCAUUUCUGUCUGUAACAAUGCCACAUGGGCAAUUGGAGAAAUUUCUAUUCAGAUGGGUAUAGAGAUGCAGCCUUAUAUUCCUAUGGUCUUGCACCAGCUUGUAGAAAUCAUUAACAGACCCAACACACCAAAGACUUUGUUAGAAAACACAGCAAUAACAAUUGGUCGUCUUGGUUACGUUUGUCCUCAAGAGGUGGCCCCCAUGCUACAGCAGUUUAUAAGACCCUGGUGCACCUCUCUCAGAAACAUAAGGGAUAAUGAAGAAAAAGAUUCAGCAUUCCGUGGAAUUUGUACCAUGAUCACUGUCAAUCCAAGUGGAGUAGUCCAAGACUUUAUAUUUUUUUGUGAUGCUGUUGCAUCAUGGAUUAGCCCAAAAGAUGAUCUUCGAGACAUGUUCUGUAAGAUCCUUCAUGGAUUUAAAAAUCAAGUUGGAGAUGAAAAUUGGAGGCGUUUCUCUGACCAGUUUCCUGUUCCCUUAAAAGAACGCCUUGCAGCUUACUAUGGAGUUUAACCUAAAGUAUUCAAGCUGCAGUACCAUAAUGAGGGGUCCUUCAGUCUGGAAGACUGGGAGGGAGCCUCGACACCCAGGGAAAAAAAUGUUACCCUUUACUGGGGGGAAGGGUAAACCAGUAGGGAAUACAGUACAAUCCCAAGCCUACUGGGAGGGGCGGGAGGGAGGUGUUGCCGUCACUGUAUUAAGCCGAUGUUGGGAAAUGUUUUAACAUCUGGAGCUUUUGUGGGUGGAAGUCUGUCUCCUGUUACAACUCUGCACUGGAUGUGAAGAAGCUCAAUAUAUAUAUAAAUAUAUAUAUAUAUUUACAACAGCACAUUCUGCAAUAUUAUGGGGAACUGUACCAAAAUGAAAACUAUAAAAUUGAACCAUAGAGAUAUGUAAAGAGGAAAUACACUGUGUGAACACGAUAAAGGAAACCGAAGGGUAGCGAUUGCAGAGAGUAAAAGGUGUGUCGUAAUAAGGGGUUUCUGCAUUGUUUCAUCUUGAUGGGAUUCCUAGGUGUUGCAUGUUAAUGAAGAACUAAACAAAUGAAGUUAGUACAGUUAAAAUAAAGCUUGCUGCCUGUAUUAGGAGCAGGCACUUGCAGUGUACAAAUUUUAAUAACCCCAUAAUAAAGUAAUAAAGGUUAACAUGAACAAAAUGAAGCAACCUGCAAGAUGCCAAAUGAGUCACUCCUUUUCAUUUUUUGGGGGUGGGGGGAGGGGCAUUAGAGAAGAAAGGUGAAUCUUUUUUAAAAAAAAACAUUGAAACUGCAAAGGUAGUGGAUAUGAUUUGAUGGUUGUACUUCAUUAGAUUUAAUUUCUAGAGUAAGGCAUAAUUCUUAAUGUGCCGUUUAAGGUUCAGGCAUGCAUUUUGGAUCAUAGUGAUCAAGCGUAUUUUUAGUGGGAAAGUAGCAUGCUUGCAUCAAAGGGUGAGAGUGGUAUACAUUUUCUUAUGUUGCGCCAGUUUUGUGUUGCAGUUUACCAAUUCAGUAUAGCCCUGCGUUUAAAAUUCCUUUUAUGAUUCUGUGGAUUUUAUUUUUUCUUAGGAAUAGAGGUAUAAAAUACUGUAGUGACAAUUAGGCCUCCAAAUAUCUUUUUAGGAUCUGUUAGGAUUAAGAUUGAUAUUGUAUUGUGUAACCUGCACAAUGUGGAAAGCUGAUAUAGCUGUGCAAAGUAUUGCCUCUGUGCUGUCAGUGUGAUGUGCUUUCUGCAUGGUUAUACUAGUGAUUUUUAUCAAACCUAAAAAUGACUUAACAUGGUAAGACCUGUUUAAAGGCUACAUAAAUGUUAGUUGGCACGUAAAGACAAUGGUAGAAAACUGAUGACAUGAUUGCUACAUUUCAGUGUUUAUUCCCACCCAACGUAUUACCUUUCUAUAAUUUUCUCCUCCGCAAAGUAUGAUCUUAAGAGAUGCAUAAUUUGGUGGAUGUAAAGCAGGGUAUCUACACUGUAUUGGCGCAUGUUGGUGGCCCUUUGUAUCCUAGAGAGGACACAAUGGUGCAAGUUAAACGCUACAGAGUGAAAGUUGGUUUGGAUCCUCUUCAUUUCAUUUGUUUUUAGCUUUUCUGUUUCCCCACCCCCUCUACUCACUUGUAUUCCUGUGAAUAAAUCCUUGUUAAGUUAACCCUUUACUUUUCUUUCCAUGUGUAUUUUCUUACGUACUGUGAAUGUGAAAACCUAACUGGUACACUUGAUCUUGUGUUACUAUUAAAAAAAAAAGGAAGUUGUGAUUAAUAAAGAAUAUCCCAUGAUGAUAAAGGAAAAUGGAGGGACAAUAACUCUGCUGGUCAGAGGCAAAAGCCACACUUUUCCAUUUUCCCUUAAGUGCUGCAAAAUUAAUCUGUGCAAAAAAAAAAAAAAGCCAUAA
Molecule: messenger RNA, 4680 nt
Organism: Zootoca vivipara (common lizard)
Lineage: Eukaryota; Metazoa; Chordata; Lepidosauria; Squamata; Lacertidae
Gene: TNPO1
Product: transportin 1
Biological process (GO): protein import into nucleus
Molecular function (GO): small GTPase binding
Source: RefSeq, a predicted model, not a curated record